UCAGAAAGAAACCAACCUCAAAAAUUAAGUGGUAAAAUAAAUGAUCUGAAAAGAAAGAUCAAUGAGAUAGCCGUAAAUUAUGUCACUUUGGUGGGAAAAUUAAUUCAAGGAAGAGACAAUUACAAAAAAAGAAAUAUCUGGCCAGACCAAAAGAAAGACCAAAGAUGCUAUAGAUGUGGCGAAUUAGGACAUAUAUCUAGGUUCUGUCGAUCUGAAAAAUUCAAACACUCAGUUGAAAACCAAAAUGAUACAAAAAGGCCAGACAAAAGGCCAAAAAUCGUAAACUAUUGUGAAGUAAACGAAGAGAUAUUUAUAAUAAGUAACGAGCUAGUGCCGCAAAAGAUAAUAAAACAUCCUAAUAAGCCAGAUUGGAAUACAAGGUUGAGAGAAAAAAAAUUACCUAAUACUCAACAAGAAAAAGAAGAUCAAGAAAUAGAAAACCCCAUUGUGACAACACAAAGGACCACAGCAGCCCGAUGCAACGUAAGAAUCUAUGAUAAUCCAGUAAUAGCAGUCCUAGACUCAGGUGCAGUCGUUAGCAUUAUGUCCAGUAAAUUACAAUAUAAAUUAGAGUUAGAAAUUAAUGAUAAGGCGAUAACUAUGGUAAUAAUGGCAACAGGUGCACAUGCAAAAACUCUGGGUAGGGAAUAUGAUAGUGAUGAGGGUGAUACAUUUGAUGAAUUUGACUAUGAAGAGGAUAACCUAGAAGAGAUAGAUGAGUAUUUUAUGGAUGAAUGGUCAGAAGUAGAUAACCAAGUAUUAGCUCAAGGAAUAGAAAGUGAAGAAAACCCAGCACUAUUCCUUAUCAAUAUAAAGGAACCCCCCGUUAAAGAAAAAGAAGAAAAGUCGAUAGUAGAAAGAAUACAAGAAUUCAUAAACGUCAACUUAAUGACCCCUGAGCAACAACGUCAAGCAAAAGAAUUCCUGAUAAAGGAGAAAACGUUGUUUGCUAAAAACAUAGACGAGCUAGGAAAAACAAGUGUUAUUAUGCAUACUAUAAACAAAGGGGAGGCAAUAGCAAUGAAACAAAGACCAUAUAGGAUAUCUCAUGAUGAGAAUAAGGCUGCGGCAGUUAUCCGAGUAGAAAAAGCCCAACAGAAGGCUAAGAAAAGAUAUACUCAACAGGCCUUAAAAAUCGAAGACCUAAAGAGAGGAGAGCUCAUUUUGGUCUUUAAGGCUUCUCAAGAAAACUCAAAAAGUCAUAAACUCAGCCCUAA
Messenger RNA from Cetraspora pellucida, 1217 nucleotides. NCBI's taxonomy places the organism in Eukaryota, Fungi, Glomeromycota, Glomeromycetes, Diversisporales, Gigasporaceae. The record is from the annotation of a GenBank genome assembly.